GUGACCAGUAAACGGUGCAAGAAACAUAACUCUCUUUAGCUGCAUGGUCAUAGCUUCCCUUGAGUGACCGGCGAUUGUCGGUUGAAGAGUUCCUCCACCACAGCGUUCACGCUGGUGUCACGAUCCCAGCACUUCUGAUGCCUCUAAACAUGUGGAGUUUGGUAUUUCAACGCAUGCCAGUAUCAUGCCUUUGGUCAAGUACUUUGCGCACAAUGAGUACAGGAGUGGAUAAGACACUACUUAAUAAACUACGCAAGCGCACUGGGUACACUCUGAUUAACUGCAAGAAGGCACUCGAACGGUGUGGCAAUGAUUUAGAGGAUGCAGAAAAAUGGCUUCAUGAGCAGGCACAGAAGGAAGGUUGGUGCAAAGCUACAAAGCUCCAGACUCGCUGUAUGUCACAGGGUUUGAUUGGCAUUGUGAAUGAUUGCAAAGCAGCUACUAUGGUCGAGGUCAAUUGUGAAACUGACUUUGUGGCCCGCAACUGCAAGUUUAUCGACUUGACCUCUCAAGUGGCACAUGCAUGUCACCAUUUUUUUCUCAAACAAAAAUUACCCAUGAUUUUUGCCAAUAGAGGUAUGGUCAACUCGAUCCCAGCACCUCAGGGCUGUAACACUCUGGCAGACAUAGUGGCACUUUGCAUUGGUAGUGUUGGAGAGAAUAUGGUUCUGAGACGAGCUGUUCACUUAAAGGAAGAAAAGAGUUCUAUCAGCUCAUACGUCCAUACUUCAUGCCCUGAAAUUAAUGCAUGUAAUAACUGCUGCUUAGGCAAGUAUGGGGUUCUGAUGAGCCUACAACAUGAUGGGAAAUGCCAUGAGCGAGACGAGUGCAAUCCAUACUCAGGCUUGUCGCUGGAUAAAGUUUCCAAUGUCCUCGGUCAGCAUAUUGUGGGCAUGAAUCCAAAGAUAAUUGGGUACGUUAAUCCAGACAACUCAUGUAAUAGGGCACCAAGAACCUGUCAAGAAGAUGAAGAUGACUCAUGUAACCGACCUACACGAUCCUGUCCAGACAGAGAAGAAAACAAAUGUGAGGAACCACCACGGAGGGAAUGCAAGGAGCCAGAGGAAGACAGAUUAUUGUUCCAGGAGUUCCUUUUAGAUCAAAACAUCAGUGUUGGGGACAUGUUAAAAAAAAAUGGUGUCACUGUUAAAGCAUUUGCUCGCUUCGCUUGUGGAGAGGCAUUACCUGAUGAUUAGCUAUAACCUCAAAGUACACCUACCUCAUAUAAAUCAUUUGAAUACUGAACAUAUAACACAUUCUAAAAAGUUACCCACUAAAGUCUUUUCAAACUUCUGCACCUUUGCUUUGGUUUUAUGUUAGGAAACUUUUACCUGGUUUUCUACAAUUGAUCACACUAAAGCAUUUCUCAGAAUGUAAUGCAAAGGGGUUUUGUUUAAAAUUGGGUCGGGGUGGGAGGUUAGUAACACAUGACAAAGCUCAACUGAAUAAAAUAAAAACAGAAGUGUGAAAAAUGUGUCCUAAAGCACAAAUUUUUUUUCAGUCAUAAAUUUUGUAGUCUUCUCAAUUUCUUAAGGUAAUAUACAGGGAAUCCUGUAACUGACACCAUCACAGUGAAUAAUGCAAACAGGAUUUUAUAUCAAUCCUUGACCCAAGUCAUCCCAAUAUACCUUUCAAUCAAGUUUAAGGUUUUCUUGUUGAGGUUGACAUCUUGAGAAUGUGCUAAGGAGCAGGGGUCAUACUGUCGCGAACAACUUAUCCAGGAUUUUUUUUUUUUUUUCUUCCUAUCAUGAUGGGUAUAUCUGUAUCUCGAUUCUGCAUACUCCUGUUCCAUCACCCACACCACAGGACCAUGAUUUGGAAAUAAUAAACAACAAAAUUAUC
Molecule: messenger RNA, 1842 nt
Organism: Pomacea canaliculata
Lineage: Eukaryota; Metazoa; Mollusca; Gastropoda; Architaenioglossa; Ampullariidae
Product: elongation factor Ts, mitochondrial-like
Exons: 6
Coding region: 138-1196 (352 amino acids)
Biological process (GO): mitochondrial translational elongation
Cellular component (GO): mitochondrial matrix
Molecular function (GO): protein binding; translation elongation factor activity
Source: RefSeq, a predicted model, not a curated record